AUGACUAUGAAAUUGAUUUCUACAAUGAACUACAAUGAACAAAAACAUUCUCCGUCGACCACUGCGACCACCGAUAACACUCAAGCAUUUACACCCAAUAAUACAACCACUACACAAAUUCCUUUAACAGAAUCAACCAACAUUCCUAAAGAUGCUGUUGGUCAUAUCGUCGAUGUCGCCAAAGCACCAUUUCAUAAUCAAGAAGAUACGGAAAAUUAUGUUAUUAUUCCAAAUACUUCAUACUUCGUUUAUAUGACUCGAGCCGUUAGAAAUUUAUUUAUGACCUUCGUAUUUGAUUGGUCGCUAGCAAUACUUCAUCCUUUAACCUUUUUAACUUAUAUUAUCAUCGUUCCAAUAUUGUUGUUUUCAUUGCUCGCAGUAGAAAUAUUUUUACGCAUAGGAUUUUAUCUUGGAUUAGAAAAUUAUGUAAAUUACAUGUCAGCGAAAUGGGGAAAAGGAUUAAGUACUGUCAAUUGGUUAAAAGAUGGAAUUAUCGGAUUGGAUAAACCACCUCCAGAACCUUUAAAAGAGGAAGCUCUUGAUGAUGACGUUACAAUUCAAACCCGAAAUUUUGAUCUUGAUAUGGCGGAAUUAUUAUUAUUUAUAUCUUCCAUAGUUUACGAACGUAAUGAGAAACUUGUACGCCAAGCCAAUGAAGCUAUUACAGCAUUAACAGAUGAUAAAAAGGAUGUUAAUUUAACAGCUCAAGAUUUUGAAUCAAUUUAUGAACAAUUUUAUGAAUCCGAAGUUAGAAUUCGCGAACAAGCAUCUUUAUGGGGUAUGAAAUUUACUUCAUUAUCAGAAUUGAAUAGUUUAGGUGGACCAUUUUCGGGAAUGUUUUAUAGCGAGGAACAUAGUUUCAUAGUGGCAGUAUUCAAAGGAACCACACCUACAAAUUUUGAAGAUUUCAUAGUAGAUUUAAUGUUACAACGGGUUGAUGCCAGAAGUUUUGUAUUUGGAGAAGUACAUGAAGGAUUUUAUUCCAGUCUUUUCCCUCAAGCCGAAAAAUCCAGUGCCAGAGCAAAUAGUGCAAGUCCUUACCUUACAAUUAUUCGUGCAAUUAGAGCUAAAGCUGCAGAUAUUUUAAAUUAUCAAGCAACUAAAAAUAAAAAUGGUGUACCAAAAAGGAAGAUUAAUGUUUGGGUUACUGGACAUUCUCUUGGUGCUGCUUUGGCUAGUUUAUUCUUUGCUAGAUGCUUAAAAUCACCUGAAGACUUGGGACCAAAUUGUAUUUUAAGAGAUGGUUACGUAUUUGGUAGUCCAGCACUUGGGGAUAAUGAUUUCGCGGCAGAAUUUGCAAGUCAUUCUAAUUCACCAUUUAAUCAACAAAGUAUACUUUGGAGAGUAAUUGAUGAUACCGAUAUUAUUACUCGUAUGCAUGGAUUUGAAGAUUCAUCAAUUCGUCGAGUAAUUAAUAAACGUAGUUUAUUAAAUUUUGUACAUGUGGGAGAAGGGAUAAGAUUCUUUCAAGAUGGUAAAAGACCCGAAAGUUCCAAAAAAAUAUUUUCAUCAGGUAAAGAACCUGUUAUAAUUGAAAGAUUUGAUAUUGAAGAAGGAGAAGAAGAAAAAAUUUUGAAUAAAGAAAUAGAAAUGAUGAGAUCAGUAGCUAGUAAAAUUGAUCAUGCUAAAAAUAUAUUUUUGGAUAAACCAUUUGAACAUAUGGAAGGUAGUCCUUUAAUAUAUAUAGAAAAACUUUUACCCGUUUUCUUUAGAAAUCAUUUACCAGCUAGAUAUUUCGAAGCAAUGCAAAAGGCUCGAAAAUAUUUUGACGGACAAAAUGAAAUUAGAAUUAAAGAAAAUAAAGAUCCUGUUGUUGUUGAUACUGAUGAUAGUAAUAGCUCUAAUUUUUAA
Diversispora eburnea is the source of this 1851-nucleotide messenger RNA. Lineage: Eukaryota; Fungi; Glomeromycota; Glomeromycetes; Diversisporales; Diversisporaceae. The record is from the annotation of a GenBank genome assembly.